Messenger RNA from Staurois parvus, 954 nucleotides. NCBI's taxonomy places the organism in Eukaryota, Metazoa, Chordata, Amphibia, Anura, Ranidae. The record is from the annotation of a GenBank genome assembly.
CAUGAUGAUUUGGAUCCAUUUCAUGAUGCCAUGGAAGAUAGAAGGUACCCUGGUGAAGUUACAAUUCCAAGCCCUAAACCCAAAUAUCCUCAGUGUAAAGAGAGCAAGAAGGACUUAAUAACAUUGUCUGGCUGUCCAUUGGCUGAUAAAAGUAUUCGUAGCAUGAUGGCCACCAGUUCACAGGAGCUCAAAUGCCCAGUCCCUGGCUGUGAUGGACAAGGUCAUGUGACGGGGAAGUAUGCAUCACAUCGCAGUGCAUCUGGAUGUCCACUGGCGGCCAAGAGGCAGAAGGAUGGCUACUUGAAUGGCUCACAGUUCUCAUGGAAAUCUGGAAAAACUGAAGGCAUGUCCUGUCCAACUCCUGGAUGCGAUGGUUCUGGACACAUUAGUGGGAGUUUUCUUACACAUCGGAGUUUAUCGGGAUGUCCAAGAGCCACAUCAGCAAUGAAGAAGGCCAGAUUAUCAGGAGAAGAAAUGAUGACUAUAAAGCAGAGAGCAACCAAUGGUAUAGAAAACGACGAAGAGAUCAAGCAAUUGGAUGAAGAAAUAAAAGAACUAAAUGAAUCCAACUCCCAGAUGGAAUCUGAUAUGAUUAAGCUGAGAACUCAGGUACUGGACGAGCGUCCUGUUGCUUGCCAAGAUCCCUGUGUUGAUGAAUACCAAUUUCAUAUUACAACAAUGGAGAGUAACCUGAAGACAAUAGAAGAAGAGAAUAAAGUCAUUGAGCAGCAAAAUGAGUCUCUUCUUCAUGAACUGGCCAAUCUUAGUCAGUCUCUUAUUCACAGUCUAGCUAACAUCCAGCUGCCCCAUAUGGAUCCCAUCAAUGAACAAAAUUUUGAUGCCUACGUGACCACGUUGACGGACAUGUACACAAAUCAAGACCGCUAUCAGAGUCCAGAAAAUAAGGCACUCUUGGAAAACAUAAAGCAAGCCGUAAGAGGGAUCCAAGUCUAA